Molecule: messenger RNA, 273 nt
Organism: Umbelopsis ramanniana AG
Lineage: Eukaryota; Fungi; Mucoromycota; Umbelopsidomycetes; Umbelopsidales; Umbelopsidaceae
Exons: 2
Coding region: 48-260 (70 amino acids)
Biological process (GO): proton motive force-driven ATP synthesis
Source: RefSeq, a predicted model, not a curated record
CUUCGAGGUGGUACCCCUGUUUAGCUCUACACUCAACUGCAACUGAAAUGGCUGGACACUACGUUAUUGCUGGCAAGGCUAUUCCUAACCACGUUCUCGCCAUGGGAUUCAUUGGCGCCUACGCUGCCCUCGGCGUCUGGUCCACCUCCGGAUCUAGCAAGCCCAAGGCUGCUGAACCCCCAAUCAAGGCUGCCUCCAGCGACGAAGAAUCUUUCAUCAAGGAAUUCCUUGCCAAGGCUGACAGCGAAGAAAAGAAAUAGAUUCAAUGUUGAU